AUGGCAGAGAUUUUUCUGCAACAUUAUGAAGAAAAAGCUUUAAUACAGGCACAAUAUCUUGCACCACCAAUACGUGUAAAAUCAUUCAAAAGGUUUGUUGACGAUAUCCAUUCCCGUUUUAAUAAUGAGGCAGAAUCAGAAUGUUUUCUUGACUUGUUAAACAACCAACACACAAGUAUCAAAUACACAAUUAAAAAAGAAAGUGACUCAUACACAAUAAAUUUUCUUGAUCUCUCAAUACCAAAUAACAAAUCUGGAACAUAUCUUUUUAAUAUCUAUCGUAAAGAUGCAAUAACAAAUGUGCAAAUAAUGCCGCAUUCUUGUCACGAUCCAAAAAUAAUUUAUGGUGUAUUUAAAGGUUUUAUCCAAAGAGCUUUUGCAUUAUGCAGUAAAGAAAACAUAAACCAUGAAUUAAAUAAUCAAUUAAAAAAGAUAUUUAAAAAUGCUGGCUAUACUCCAGUUUUUAAAUCACCAAAAAACCUUCAACAAUUAAUAACUCAAAAAAACAAUCCUCGACUUCCCAACAAGUAUUAUCCAGGAGUCUACAAACUGGAGUGUUCGUGUGGAAAACUUUAUGUAGGUGAAACAAAACUCAAGUUUUCAAAUCGCAUUUACCAACAUCAAAAUCAUACUUCUGAGGGAAAAUGGAAAAAUUUAGCUGUAGCGGGGCAUUCCAGAAAUUACCAUGGUGCCUUUAGCUGGAAUAAAAACAAUACUGUUAAAGUAGAGGAAGACUAUUUUAAGAGAAAAGUGAGAGAGUCUUUGGAAAUUCAGUAUCACCAGUGCUCUCCAAAUGAAGGUGGUUUGAAUGAAGACGACGGCGAUUACGUCACGUCGUCGUUUUGGAAACCUUAUUAUUCUUAUUUAAGACGCAAGAACACAAUACAUUGA
This is a messenger RNA of Hydra vulgaris (swiftwater hydra), 891 nucleotides long. The record is from RefSeq and is a predicted model, not a curated record. NCBI's taxonomy places the organism in Eukaryota, Metazoa, Cnidaria, Hydrozoa, Anthoathecata, Hydridae.